Molecule: messenger RNA, 1257 nt
Organism: Erigeron canadensis
Lineage: Eukaryota; Viridiplantae; Streptophyta; Magnoliopsida; Asterales; Asteraceae
Product: aspartic proteinase A1-like
Exons: 11
Biological process (GO): proteolysis
Molecular function (GO): aspartic-type endopeptidase activity
Source: RefSeq, a predicted model, not a curated record
AUGGGACAUCAUCACAAAGCAAUUACAGCUUUCCUUAUCAUUUCUUCGUCACUUUUGUAUCCUUCCUUGAUCCUUUCUGAUUCGGCUGAUGGCGGGCACAUUAAAGUUAAACUGAAGCGUCUCAAAUCAACCCAUGCUAGUCGUGUUGCUCUGCCUUCGGUAUUGGGUCUGACUCGCGAUGAAAAUGAUCCUAACGAGCCAAAUAUCGUGCUUUUAAAGAACUAUAUGGACACUCAAUACUAUGGUGAGAUCGGCAUUGGUACCCCGCCUCAAACAUUUACUGUAAUCUUUGAUACCGGAAGUUCCAAUCUAUGGGUGCCAUCAUCAAAGUGUUAUAUCUCGAUGUCUUGCUAUGUUCAUUCAAAGUAUAGCUCAAGAAGGUCAAUGACAUACAAGAGAAGCGGGAAAUCUGCUGCAAUUGAGUAUGGUAGCGGAUCGAUAUUUGGAUUCUUUAGUAAUGACGAUGUCAGAGUUGGGGAUUUGGUUAUUAAGAACCAGGAGUUCAUUGAGGCAACACUGGAACCUGGUAUGACAUUCAUGUCCGGAAAAUUUGAUGGUAUACUUGGACUUGGAUUCAUUGGAAUUUCUGUUGGAAAUGCUACCCCAGUAUGGGACAAUAUGAUGAAGCAAGGUCUAGUUAAAGAUCCAUUGUUCUCAAUUUGGUUGAACCGUGGUACUGACAACCAAGAAUAUGGAGGCGAAAUCGUUUUUGGUGGUGUCGAUCCAAACCAUUAUGAGGGUGAUCAUACUUUUGUUCCCGUCACUCAAAAGGGCUAUUGGAAGUUCAAUUUUGACGACGUUCUUAUAGAUGGAAAAUCAAGCGGACUUUGUCAAAAUGGGUGUUCUGCCAUUGCAGAUUCAGGAACUUCUUUAAUCACAGGUCCAAUGACUGCGAUCACCAAGAUAAAUAAUGCCAUUGGAGCUAGGAGCUUCGCAACUCCACAAUCCAAUCGAUAAAACUUAUUCUGUGAUUGAUCUCUUGGUGAAAUGAAGGAAUCAGGUGUUGAUUGUGCUAACGUUUCGACCAUGCCUAAUAUUUCAUUUGUAAUCGGGGGCAAAGAUUUUGUUCUUUUACCACAAGAGUACCUUGUUAAAGAUGGCAACGGCGAUCGCCCUACUUGUAUUAGCGGUUUCAUGCCGUUGGAUGUUGCUUCUCCUCAAGACCCUCUAUGGAUAUUGGGAGAUGUUUUUAUGGGUCGUUACCAUACAAUAUUCGACUAUGGGAAUUUGAGAGUUGGAUUUGCUAAGGCAGCAUAG